Molecule: messenger RNA, 4515 nt
Organism: Pimephales promelas (fathead minnow)
Lineage: Eukaryota; Metazoa; Chordata; Actinopteri; Cypriniformes; Leuciscidae
Gene: efhc2
Product: EF-hand domain containing 2
Biological process (GO): regulation of neuron projection development
Cellular component (GO): microtubule
Molecular function (GO): calcium ion binding
Source: RefSeq, a predicted model, not a curated record
UGAGGAAAUAUUCUUACAUUAUCGCUUGCUGCUACUAAUAAUGGCGUUACCCAUGAUGCCUGGAAAUUCAGUCAACAGAAAUCUUGGAAGAGAAAAAUUCCACAAAUCUCAGCAUUUUGAUUAUUCAAAUGGAGUAGCCAUGAUGGUUGGUACAGAGAAGCCAGGCAUAGGAGGAGAACUGCUUCUUGGGCAGAGCACAAGACCCAAGUAUUCACUUUUUCCAAAGAGAGAAGGUGGUGAUACUCCGGCAUGGGUUGCCUUUAACAAACAGGUCCUGUGUUUUGAUGCUUAUUUCCAAGAAACUGUACCUCAGAGGAGGGAAGAAAAAUAUAGAGUACGAAAGUGCAAGAUUUACUUCUACCUGGAGGAUGACACCAUACAAGUAGUGGAGCCAGAACUCAAAAACAGUGGGAUCCCACAGGGAACCCUCAUUCGGCGCCACCGUAUUCCUCUCCCAGCUCCUAAAGAUGAUUGCUUCUACAAUGUGCACCAUUUCAACAUCAAUCAGGAAAUAUUGCUCUAUUCCAGGACCUUUAUGAUAACAGACUGUGAUCCCUUCACACGCAACUUCUUGAUGAAAAUGGGGGUGCGCAUAAACCCCCCUGCUUCCGCACCAGCAGAUCCCUAUUCCACACUUCGACAAGAGAUGGAGGAGAACAUGAAGCCACGGCGGCCGUAUGAAAGACUGGAUACCAUGAAGCAGUUUUUGGAACAUGACCGAAAAGUCCUGCGCUUCUGCUGCUACUGGGAUGAUACUGAGAGCAUGUUUGGAAACCUCAGAGAGAUGGUCUUGCAUUAUUUCCUGGCAGAUGACACCAUGGAAAUUUACGAAGUUGUCCCUCCAAACUCAGGUCGAGAUGCUGUCCCUAAAUUUCUGCACAGGGGCAAGCUUCCCAAGAAUGCUCCUAUUCCCAAACGUCAGCCUGGAGAAAUAACAGACCGCACAGUCCUCAAUGUAUUUGGACCAGUUGGACAAGGAGGACGCUACAUUUUGGAUAGCCUCAAAACUGGAGCAUUAGAUGAAGAAGUAUACAAAGACUGUGACCUGAUCAUUGGAGGCGUCAUUAACGUGUGGGGUCGUAGGGUCUUGUUAUGUGACUGCGACAACUUCACUAAAGAGUAUUAUCGCUCCAAAUAUGGUAUUGAGGAUUUCACACCCGUCUCAUUCAAGGCCCCGCCCCCUCCUAAGCCAGCCAAACAGGUGCCACCCUACACUGGAUUUGGAUCUGAGGAAGAUUCGCUCUGCUCCUGUCAGAGUUUGCUGCCUAAACCUCCACAGAAAGAUUUCAGGAAGCUUUUGGAGAAAGACAGGCAAGGUCUGGUGAGCAAUGUGUUGAGAUUUGUGGGGAAAAUGUUGACUGACAGACCUAUCGACAAAGAACGCGUUUUUAUUAUAUGCCUCUACCUCAGUGAUGACACCAUAGCAGUCUUUGAACCUCCUCAGAGAAACUCAGGUUUGAUUGGGGGUAAGUUCUUAGAAAGAGGUCGAGUGAAGAAGCCAGGACAGGAACUGUUUAAGAGUGAGAAGUCUGAGUAUUACACAGCUCAGGAUUUAUAUGUGGGAGCUCGAGUGGAUUUGAACAAUCAGCCUUUCCAGCUUCUGGAUGCUGAUGAAUUUACAUUCAACUAUAUGGAGCAGCAUGCUGAUGAGUUCCCCAAGGCCAAUAUUGGCACCAUUAUCAGCAAGGUCAAAUCCACCAGUGAGGAACAGCAGAAGAAAGUAAAACAGUUCAUCAUGAUGAGUGACCCAAGCAGCACUGGCUUCAUUCCAUAUGAGUCAUUCAGGACUCUUUUGGCAGAUAUGGACAUUCAGUUGUCUGAACACGAGAUCAUGACUCUGGGUCGCAAUUAUUCAGUGCAGAAACAGCCAGAGGUGAAUGUGGGCCUCAUGCUUGCCAUGGCUCAGGAUCAGCUAAAGAAGAAAAGCUUUGAGAACUUCUCAGAUAUGAUCCGUGCUUUCACACACGAGGACCGGGGCAGAUUCCACCACUGUCGGCAAUCAACGAGAGGAACGUCUGCACUUUUCAGCCAUUUCUUUUUUGGAAGUUUUCUUUCUUUCUUUUUUCUUCAAGCAAGUCAAGCAAGUAGUUUUAAAACAGGUGCUACAGUGGUGGCUGUUAUUGGCAAUGACGCUAUGAAUAUACUGUAUAUAUAUAUAUAUUUAUAUAUAGGGGUUAAAGUGGGCCGUCACCUCUGAUAGAUAUUGCACUCACGUAAAAUGCCCUCAUGGUGGUUGAAUGCAGUAAAGUUAGUUUUAGGUUCGAUAUAUUUCGCCUGACAUUUGUUUUACCUUGCCACUGUUCUAUUGGGUAUUAUAAAGAGAUCAAUAGCAGGAUUAGUUUUAACAUUAUGUACCCAUUGUAUAUAUUGACAUUAAAUAUUUAUUCAAAAUCACCUACGUGCACUCAUGCUGCAUAUUUAUACCUGAGAACGCUUUGACGCGUUUGCACAGCAUGAUGAGGGGACGUCUGCCAAUUCCACCAACUGUGUUAAACGUAUAGCCUAUUGUGUAUUAUUUGAAAUUAAUUUUCAAAUUCCAAAGCUUGUAGAAGGUGGCAAGUACUGACCUGGUAGCCUUGAGUAAAUUAAAUUGUUUAAGAAAAUGAUUCUUAAAACAUAUAAAAAUAAGUUAAGCCUAUGUUUACUUUUUUCACUGACACGAAAAUGAAAGACUAUCAGUCAAAGUUCAGCUUUAGGAAGAAAUAGGGCAGGAUAAGGAGACUGAGAGAAAAAGAAAGAUGUAGAUGAGGAGAGAGCAAGUAUUGACAAAAUAAUCUAAUACCUACUGAUAUGGUUUUAAAGCUAUUUAUUAUACUUUUUUAUUUUUAUUUUUUGGCCUGAAAGAGUCUUAAAUUGUACAUAUGUUGGUCAGAGAACUCAACAUUUUCUCAAGGGACCAUGCCCCCCAACCCCCCUAAAUACCUCACAUUUUAAUGCACAUGUAUGUAGGUGGGGCUGGAGAUGAUAAUGUGGGCUGGCAUGGCUACAGUGCCAGGGCUCUAUUUUUGGCCCAUUAUUGAGCAAUUUUAACAUAGUAUCAUCAUCAUAUCAGUGUAGAUGGGCCAAAAUAAAAACAUUAAAUAUAUCAAGUAAAUAAGUAAUAGUUGGUGCCACAGUGACACUCUUGACCCAAAAAGUGUUCCUAUACCACGAUACUCAAAAUGUUGUCCCACGGUGAGUCAUUUUUCCCUGUUGCACCUACAAAACAUUUGAGGGUUCCCCCACCUGCCAAAUCUCAAUUUAACCAUAAUGUACAGUAAGUAAUUGUGCAAAUAGGGCUGUCAAAGACAGAUAUUUUAAAUACAGUAUUCUUAUGAUUUAUUAUAGGGAUAGCGUUAAAUUUAGAUUUUUCUGCACUUAUGUUUGUUUUUUGUGUGCAAUCAGUUUUUCUUUUGAGGAAAGAAUUCAAAGGAGAAUACUGAGGCCACUACUUCUAUUUUAUAUUUUUAAAAUUUAAAAUAAAAAAUCUUUAGAAAUAUUCACAAGUCAUAUUACUUGCAUAACAAUUUGAAUGAAAAUUUACUAGUAAUGACCUCAAAAUACCCUAGUGAAAAAAUAGUAUGCUUAAGCACAAUUUAUCAAGAAUAACUAAAUGCAUUUAUGCCACACUAUGAAUUGGAACAACUAAUUUUGUACUAAAUGCAUUUUAGUUGUACAAAAGUAGUGCUAAAGUUCAACUAAAGUUGUAUCUAAUAUACUUGUUUGUGCUAAAGGGAAAACGACAGUCUCUGUACUGACUGCACUUCAAAUUUACAAAAAUUAAGCUCAAUGUUAAAAUUGACCAGAGUUCUCCUUUAAAUAUACCAAGUUAGUAUACUAAAAGAACAAUUGCAGGGUAUUUAUAUUAAGUACAUAAAUAUGUAAAUUUGUAGUUUACUUAGCAUAAAAUAAAUGUAUUUAAAAUACAUUUAAGUAUAUUUAUUUAGUCUAUCCUAAUUAUUUACGAUGCAUUUAAAUACAAAAUCAACAUUGACAUAAACAUGCAUUCAUGCACAACCACAAAACCGUUCUUUAAGGACACACACUCUCAUGCAGGCACUGAUGUGGACCACUAACAAUCACAGUGAGGUAGAAUAACCAUGAAUCUGCUUUCGAUUGAGGGGGUGCGAUUAGUUCCAGCGGUUCAAGUGAAGCAUUGGAAACAGAUGAAGACCUGUGGCAUGUUGCAGGCAGGGGAAAUUGAUGAGGAAGAAUGCUGGCAGGUCAACGUGCUUGUCCUGUUUAUGUCACCCUGUGGAAAGUUUAGUUAUUUUAAGAUGUUCAAAAUGUUCUGAAAAUAAUUGAACCUAGAACGUCUGCAGCUGUCUGUCAUGAACUCGAUAAGAAGACUCUAUAAUUUUAUAAUAGAUAACUCUCUUAUAAUAUGUACCAUUCAAAAGUUUGUAAUGUUGUUAUUUUGAACCUUCUAUAUUCAUCCAAAAAAAUUAUUACUGUUCCCACAAAAAAGUUCAGCAGCACAACUAUUUUCAACAUUGAUAAUAAAAAUAAAUAUUUAUUAUGCUCCAAAUCAGCAUA